UGCACAAUGGGAGGAGUAAAAGUAAGAGAGGAAACAACGUCUAAGUUAAAACUGGUCAAGGAGCCAAGUUUACAAUCAUUUAGUGUUGUCAUUGCAUUUAUGGCAUGUGGAUAUGGGGCUGCUAUUUACAGUGAAGAUUCGGCCCUGUGGAAGGUGGUGUAUGUAAUUGGUGGUCUGUUUGUGGGUUUAGCAUGUAUUGAGGACUGGGAGUAUUGUGAGUUUGAUCUGUCUACAAAUGAACUACGCCAAACUCGUUACACAGUUUAUGACAAAAUUCUACAGUUUUUAACGACUAAAAAUGACCAUAUUGUUGUAACAAGCCUGUCUGACAUCGUCGAUGUUGAAGUGGAAGAGCAAUAUGUACGGUACUUUGGCAAUACAUAUCAAACUGUGAUAGUAUACGACACAGGAAUACGGAUUGGAGUGACAGAGUCUUUCAUUUAUGGCAACAAAAAAGACCAGGAAGCAAUUGCAGAAAAAAUAAAGACAUUCCUAAAGCUUGAUCAACCAGAUGUAACUGAAACCUCCUCUAGUGGGGAGGAGGACUUUGAGCAUGUGGACCCAGAGGAACUGAAGGAUGACCAAGAGAGGCCACUAUAGAGGGGAUUCCAGCACGUUUACAGAGUUCCUAAUUCAGAAGUCUUCUACUUAAUAUAUACCAAGGAGAAACAUGCCA
Saccostrea echinata is the source of this 676-nucleotide messenger RNA. RefSeq names its product cytochrome b-245 chaperone 1-like. Lineage: Eukaryota; Metazoa; Mollusca; Bivalvia; Ostreida; Ostreidae. The transcript has 6 exons. The record is from RefSeq and is a predicted model, not a curated record. The coding region runs from base 7 to 600 and encodes 197 amino acids.